Cladocopium goreaui is the source of this 1497-nucleotide messenger RNA. Lineage: Eukaryota; Dinophyceae; Suessiales; Symbiodiniaceae. The record is from the annotation of a GenBank genome assembly.
UGUUGCUUCCCUUUCCUCGAGACCUCAUCCCGUUGCCAUGAGCACCGAUGGAGUGGAAGGGAGGCGAUGGUUGGUGCUUUUGUGCAUGUUCUGGUUGGGUCUGAUGCAAUGCGUGGGCUGGGUCACCUACAGCGCUUCCCCGCGGAUCGCGGCAGAGUAUUAUGGCUUUGAGAACCCAAAGGCAUCCAUCGAUCUGCUGCUGAAUUGGGGUCCCAUCAUGUACUUGCCUGUGGCACCAGUGGUUGGCUACCUGGUGGCCAAACAAGCUGGAAACCUUUGGGGCGUGAUCCUUUCCGGUGCCGCUCUCACGGCCUUGGGACUCUGUCUGCGACUGGUGCCCAAUGUCAUAGGACUGGCGCCAGCAUCGGGUUUCACGCACGCUUUGGUGCAUGGAGGGCAAGCCUUGAACGGCGCAGCGGGGCCCAUGAACUGCGUGACGCCGUCCGCCCUUGCGGCGCUGUGGUUCCCGGCCUCGCAGCGGGGCAUCGCCACCAGCGCCGUCUACGCGGUGCAGAUGUCUGGGCCCUCCGUGGGCUUCCUACUGGCCCUGGGGAUUCGAAACAGUGACCACAUGGUGCUGCUGAUGUUUGUGGAAGCGGCUUUCGCCCUGGCCGUCUUAGGAACUUGGGCCUUGCUGCCACGAGAACCGAAGGUGCCACCUUCUCACAGUCAAGAGCUACGUCUGGACGCCUCGCCUCCCGCACUGCCGCGGCGGCGCUGGAUCUCCACAGUGGUGCUGGUGCUGGCGGGAAGCUUCUCCAUCGGUGUCUUCCAAUGUUGGUCGCCUGCGCUUCCGACACAGCUGCAAGGGGCGUUGCCUGAAAGCCUUUUGAAAUGGUUCGCCAUCAUCACGGCCACGGCCUCCGUCCUGGGCAGCUGCCUCUGCCCGCCACUGAUGGAAGCUUUGAAGCUCCAGUGGCGCUUGAAAUCUGCCAUGGCAACGAUGCUGCUGGUGCAACUGGUGGCCUUUAGCAUCUUCGCCGCAUCGCUGCCGGACAGUCCGGUGGCCGUCUGGAAGGAAGGGCCUGCCUCGCCCGCAUGGCUGAUGACUUGGCUCGUAGUGGCCUCCGUAGCCGAAGGAGCCGUGGCACCCAUGGUUUACGAGCUAAGUGCAGAGUUGACAUAUCCUCAUUCGGAGGGUCUGACGGGUGCAGCGUUCAGCUGGCUUUUGAACUUUUUCGGCUUUGUGCUGCUGGGGAUUUUUCCAUUGGUCCCUCCAAGAUAUGAUUCGCUGAUGAUGAUGGGUGCCUGCCUGGUGAGCUUGGUCCUGCUAUGCUUCGUGCACGCGGAAUAUCCGCGGCGAAUGUUAGAUGAGAACGUGCGUUCUGGACUGCUGCCAUCUGAGCUUUGAAUACCACGAGGUUUGUGGAAAGUUUAACGAUGGUGCAGAGAUUCGCGCUCUGCAUCUGCAGUUUGACCAGGGUUUCCAAGAGUUUCUACGCUUCAAGACAUGGUUCAAACAAGAUCAGCUUGGAAUUUGGACAUGGUGACAUGGUG